AAAUGGUCAGACUCAUUUGAAGAUCUUAUGGCAGAUAAAAAUGGCCAGGAGUGUUUCAGGCAGUUUUUAAAAUCGGAAUUCAGUGAUGAGAAUUUUGAGUUUUGGGUCGCCUGCGAAAAUUUGAAGAAUAUGAGCAAUGAUGAGGCAGCCAUCGCAUCAGCUUGUCAGAAAAUCUUCAUGGAGUUCGUGUCGCUAAAAGCACCUCACCAGAUCAACAUUGACUCAACUACACGAGAAGAAACGCUAGACAACCUACAGCGGCCUUCACGAACCAUGUUCGAUAGAGCUCAAAGAAGGGUGGAGUACCUUAUGGAAAAAGACUCCUACGCCAGGUUCAUCAGCUCCGACCUCUACAGAAAUCUUCUCAAGUGGAAUCGAGUGAAGGAGUGA
This is a messenger RNA of Helobdella robusta, 390 nucleotides long. RefSeq lists its product as hypothetical. The transcript is spliced from 4 exons. Lineage: Eukaryota; Metazoa; Annelida; Clitellata; Rhynchobdellida; Glossiphoniidae. The annotation marks the transcript as partial. The record is from RefSeq and is a predicted model, not a curated record.